AACUGUUCUCCGAAGACAUCUGGCUUGGCCUGUGUCUCGGUUUGUCAACGCGAAACCGCAAUGUCGUCAGUGUGUCUAGUUUCCGUGGCCCGACAACACCAAUUUUUAUAGUUUACAGUGCCCCUAACACGCUUUUUUCGACCUGUAUGGAUGUCUACCCUUGGGAGUUGGGGUGAUGUUUUUUAAGAUAAUGAUUCCACUGUCGAUUUUACUCGUGGCGCUGGUGAUGGCGGGACGUGAGGGAGCAACUUACAACAGCUGCGUUUGCUGGGAGGACUACAAGGCGGAGUACAACGAAAACGGCGCUCAUUGCAAGGCGACCAACCAGUUCCACAUAAUGCCCUGUAAUAUGGUCAAAGCGCCGAAUUGUCAGUGCUCAGGCAAGGGCAGCAGCAUUUUAAAAGAUCGAACCGGCACCUGGUGCACCAAGUACAGGAAAGGUGAGGAGCUGAUGAGGUGGCCCUGCGAGAACACCAAAGAGUGGGAUGACUUCUUCAAAGAGAACCCUGACUUUAUUUAGGAAUGCACUAUUAUUAUUAUUAUUAUUAUUAUUUUGUUUAUGGUCUUAUGUCAGUAUUUAUUUAAUAAA
Messenger RNA from Aethina tumida (small hive beetle), 589 nucleotides. RefSeq lists its product as uncharacterized. The transcript is spliced from 2 exons. The coding region runs from base 176 to 520 and encodes 114 amino acids. NCBI's taxonomy places the organism in Eukaryota, Metazoa, Arthropoda, Insecta, Coleoptera, Nitidulidae. The record is from RefSeq and is a predicted model, not a curated record.